AACUGUAAUGUGGGUUAAUUUUCAAAGGGAAUAAAAAAUGCUUAAAAUAAAUUAAAUGAAAAAAUUGUCUAAGGUAACAUUUAUGCUAUCUUGAUUCUUGAGGAUGCUCAGAGCUCAGUAUCCACUUCAGCCUGCAAGAAAAUAACAUUUCUAGAAGUUUACAAGUUUUCAGAUUUCAUUAACCUGAUAGCUUGUUGACUUGAUAUCCACUAUUGUGCUUACAUCAUAGCCUUACCUUUAUAUGGAUAAAAACUUCAGCUAGCCACUAGCUAGUUCAUUCAGGCCCAUGAAGGAAUUACAUCAUCACACAUAACAACAGUAACACACUUGCAAACAGUAUGAUUGCCAGCUACCAUUUAACAUUAACAUUAUUGCUCAGCUUCGACUUUAACAUUACACUAUCAGGAUGUGACACUAAUGACGUUCAAAAAUGUGAGUGAAGCACUGCAGAAUUUUGUACCUUACCCUAAAUGUAAAAUGGCAUAUCUAACAAUCAACAUUCAUUGACAGGUUUUGGCUUUUUUACACAUUACCCUGUACAGUCUGCUUGAUUCACAGAGUAGGUUUGAGUCACAUGAGUCCCUCUGGCAGAUAGAUGUUUCUGAAGGGUGAAGGAAUCGUUGAAUUGAAUUGUGGGCUGAUUACUAAACACUGUGGGAAUAACAAAAUCUUAGUGUCAAAAGAAUAAGAACAAUAACUCGAGUCAAAUGCAGGAUAGCCCUUGUCCAUUCCCUUCACACCCUGUCUGCAGAGCAGAAACCACUUCAGUUCCCAUACAGCGUCAGUCUUAUCUCGUUUCAGUCGUCGUUUUAAAUGCGUUUCCUGGAAUUUUAAACAAUGAAUUAAGUUGCUGUUGAGCGAGUUGAACGGGAUCCGGUGUCUAGCGGAGCCCCGGAAUAUUCACAGCUCUUCAGACAGGGCUCGUAUUAGACGACGAGCGCGCCCCCCCCCCCCGCCCCCAAGGUAACUAAAGGUGACCGGGGAGCCGCGAUCACUGCUCACUAUAAGGUGUUGAAGUGGAGCGGCAGCGGGAGGACCGGCUUGACGUAGGACUGCUCCGGACACUGCAUCUGCUGGAAUAAGCUGAGAGGGGUGCUGGGGGGUGGGUGGGGGGAUCUGUGUACCGACAUCUGAGUGCUUGGAGACUGCAUGUGCCGCUCCAUGCGCCAGCCUCCACUCUUCAGGUGAACAUCUCGAACACCCACAGGCUGUUUUUUUCUGCGUGGCAACAUUUUGAUCCAGUUUAGUUUUGUCACACUUCGCCACCGACACUUGGAUGUUGAUAAAACGACGCGCACGCGUUGCUCUUGGAAUAAUUUCGCAGAGAUCUUGAGUCAAAGUCGUUGACAGGAUCGGAGUUGGUGAUGUGGACUACUCUGGACCGCGGAUGCUUGGGGAUCCUCUGCUUGUCCCUUCUGGUGGCUGUUGUCUGCGGGGCGCAAAGCGCCAACGAACCUAGCAACAUGUCAUAUGUGAAAGCCACCGUGGACAAGCUGCUGAAGGGCUAUGACAUCCGACUGCGGCCUGAUUUUGGAGGCGCCCCCGUGGAUGUUGGCAUGAGCAUAGACAUAGCCAGCAUCGACAUGGUGUCUGAAGUCAACAUGGACUACACCAUCACCAUGUACUUCCAGCAGUCCUGGAGAGACAAGCGGCUCUCUUACACAGGCAUUCCUCUCAACCUCACCCUGGACAACCGAGUGGCAGACCAGCUGUGGGUCCCUGACACCUACUUUAUUAAUGACAAGAAGUCCUUUGUUCAUGGGGUAACAGUGAAGAACCGAAUGAUCAGACUGCACCCUGAUGGGACAGUGCUCUAUGGUCUCAGGAUCACUACGACAGCUGCCUGCAUGAUGGAUCUGCGUAGAUACCCGCUGGAUGAGCAGAACUGCACCUUGGAGAUUGAGAGCUAUGGAUACACAACUGAUGACAUUGAGUUCUACUGGCAGGGAGGAAGCAACGGAGGCUCAGUCACUGGGGUGGAAAACAUUGAACUGCCCCAGUUCUCCAUCAUAGACUACCAAACCCUCUCCAAAAAAGCUGUGUUUGCCACAGGCUCCUAUCCACGUCUGUCCCUGAGUUUUAAGCUGAAGAGGAACAUUGGCUAUUUCAUCCUGCAAACGUAUAUGCCCUCCAUCCUGAUCACAAUCCUGUCCUGGGUCUCCUUCUGGAUCAACUAUGACGCCUCUGCUGCCAGAGUAGCCUUAGGUAUAACCACGGUGCUGACAAUGACCACUAUCAAUACCCACCUAAGGGAGACUCUGCCAAAGAUCCCCUAUGUCAAGGCCAUUGACAUUUACCUCAUGGGUUGCUUUGUCUUUGUCUUUCUGGCCUUGCUGGAGUAUGCCUUUGUCAACUACAUCUUCUUUGGCCGUGGUCCUCACCUGCAGAAGAAAGUAGCAGAAAAGGCUGCCAAGUCCAACAAUGAAAAUAAGGGCAGACUGGAGAGCAACAAAGUACAGGUUGAUGCUCAUGGCAACAUCCUCCUGACCAACCUAACCAGUGAGAUGGGUGGAGCAGAUAUGAUGGGCGCUCUCAACGACCCUCGGGCAACCAUGUUCUCUUAUGAUAGUGCCAGCAUACAGUACCGCAAGCCCAUGACCAGCCGAGACCUCUAUGGAAGACCGGCCAUCGACCGGCCAAUGGGCCAUAAGAAGGGCCGCUUGAGGAGAAGGGCCUCACAGCUCAAAGUCAAGAUCCCCGACCUCACAGAUGUCAACGCCAUAGAUAAGUGGUCCCGUGUCGUAUUCCCAAUCACAUUCACCUUCUUCAACCUGGUCUACUGGCUUUACUAUGUCCACUAGUGCAGCAAUAGUUAACUUGUGUGGCAAUGCCACUGCUAGUGAUUUGUUACAAAAGCAACCUAGGUCUUGUACAGCAGUGAAAAUAGAGGUGUGUUCGGACUGCAUAUAUAAAUCCUGUUUUUGAAGGAUUAGUACUGGAUGUCUCUAUGAUGUAAAUACAAAUAUAAAUACACACACACACACACACACACACACACACAUGUGUGUGUACAUAUAUAAAAUAGAGGUAUAAUUUAUUAAAAAUUCACUUAUCACUUUUACUGUACUCAUCCAUACAAAAUAGAUAUAGCUACAAAUAAUAAGACACUGUAGAGGUAUGGUAUUCCAAACUCACCAAAAUGACUUUUUUGCAACCUCAACAUUAUGGGCAAUGAUAUUUCAUUUGUUCUAUCUUUUUCUUACCUUCUGUUAUCUCACUUUUUGCAUGUGAAUGGAACACAACUUUUAUUUGCUAUUAAGGCAAAAAAAGAAGAAAAAAAGAAAGAAAAAUCAAGAGACGCCGAAGUCCUGUGUAAAAACAGUGGAUAACUGAAACAGUUUUUACCUGAUCUCAUCCAGCUAAUAAACAGAAUACAUUUGAGUGAAUGCAUCUUAUUAAGGUAGUCCUCAUUUGGCUUAAGCUCAGUGCCCUGACUAUUUUUUGUGGAACUGGGUAAGUAUCAUAGUGUGAAAUCCCUCUCUGACAGCCAUCUGUAUGCUAAUAAACAUGUUGCAUUGCUUUUCAUGAAUGACAUGAUUUUGUUAGGAUUGUGCUGAGUGCAUGUGCAUUUACCCUGCUUUUGCACUGUAAAACAAAUUCAGUUUCCUUUCAUAUCUCUAAAAAAAGCUUUGCAUGGCUCCACUGGGCCCCAGUAUUAAAAUCAUUAUACUGUAUGCUUUUGAACAAUCAUUGACAAGCACAGGGCAGAUGUUAAUUGGGAUGUUAAUCUCUCAAAAAUAAAAUGUAGUCAGAUUUGUACCCACAAUAUUCUCACAGUGUCUGUGAGCAUGUACAAUGCAGUUUUCUUUAAAAGAAAUCAGGUAAAGAAUGACCAAUGAUGUCGCCAUGCUUCAAAACCACAUUCAAAAUGUGAAGCCCUGAUAAAACACGCACCUGGUGUUGAAAUGCCUUAUGCCAGUGUCCAUUGAAAAUUACAGGCUAUUAUUAAACAUUUUUUUCAGAUACCUGAUGUAAUACUGUACAAAAAUGUUAGAAUUGCAUAGAGGUCCAUUCGCCUCAGUGUGUUAAAAUAGUUGAAGGACAUGCAUUAGUGUUGAUCAGUUGAUCACAAUUUUUGUAGUUUCAGCCAUCACUUCUAUCAGUUACACUGACAUCAUGUUCACCGACUUAAAGGCUCAGAUCUGUGAACACAGCAACAAACACAGACAGGAAGAAAGUCAGUCCAUCAGACAGGUUGCAAACAAGCCAACUGUUACUGAGAUUAUCUAAAUCACACAGCGGUAAACAUGAAAGUGCAUGAAAUGCGGGGACAAAAUAAUCCGGUCAGUCUUUGGAAAUCUCUCUGUCUUUAGGAGUGUUCCCAUUUUCCACGAUAUUAUCACUGAUAGAAACGAUGGCCAGGACUACAAAGUUGUUAUAAGACCUAAACUGUAACAAACUACAAUUGUCCUUUAGUAGAAUAUAUGUAUAUUCAUGAAAAUAAUCAAAUAUACAGUAUAAUACCUUUUUUCUUCCUCAAAGGUUGCCCAGUUGAGUACAAAGUAUGGCAACUUGAUGGUUAGGACAAAUGCCUGUCUUAUCAGGGCUUUAAACAAAAACAGCAGUAAAACCAGAUAAGCUUCUACAGGAUACAAUAUAGUAGUGUGCUCUUUUCCCAUGGCUGAAUAUUGUGCCUUUACCAAGAAUCUCAAUAUUUCCACAGGGUGUAACUUAACUUCUAUCUAGUGAGUAGAAUUUAAAGCAAAUCAUCUUGUACUUUUUUAGAUUAAGAAGAACAAGGAGUACCAGAGACAGAAAUGGACACUUUAACAUCUUUUCUGAGGCUCUAACAUACAGUACCAUUAUCUAAGCGUAGAUUGUAGUAAGACAUUCCAGCAUUACAAUGACAAUCUUUUGAAUUCAGUGUCCUACAAGUCUCCCGCAAGGCUGGUGUCCAUGCUGUCAGUGUUGCUAUUUGUGGACAGAGCAGAGCGGACGGACAGGAGGUGAAGGGAAAAAAAAAAAAAAACAGCUUGCCUUUCUUCACAACAAAGGACCCAGAGCAGAUAUACUUAUGUUUUCUGUGGACAGAAGAGCUAAUGGAAGCCUUGAACAACUGGUUUUCCCACAGGCUGUGGAUGGGGAGGACAUGUGCUGGACUCUUAUUGUAUAAAAUUACUGUACAAUUUUUCUCUAAUGCUCUACAUGUGCUCUCAAGUGGAAUGAGAUGUGGGUGCGUAUGUCUUUCUGCUUGUAAGACACUGUGGAGGAAUGCUUGUGUGGAUAUUUGUGUGUGUGUGUGUGAGAGAGAGAGAGAGAGAGAUACAGAGAGUGAGCAUAUGUACACGAGUGAGAGGGAGAAAACACAAAAUACAAAUUCUUUGUUAACUUAUAGAGACUUCAGAGAAAACACUCUAAAUAAAACUUAACAUCUU
Molecule: messenger RNA, 5375 nt
Organism: Lates calcarifer (barramundi perch)
Lineage: Eukaryota; Metazoa; Chordata; Actinopteri; Centropomidae
Gene: gabrb1
Product: gamma-aminobutyric acid type A receptor subunit beta1
Exons: 9
Coding region: 1365-2801 (478 amino acids)
Biological process (GO): nervous system process; chemical synaptic transmission; monoatomic ion transmembrane transport
Cellular component (GO): synapse; membrane; neuron projection
Molecular function (GO): GABA-A receptor activity; extracellular ligand-gated monoatomic ion channel activity; neurotransmitter receptor activity
Source: RefSeq, a predicted model, not a curated record